This is a messenger RNA of Pseudomyrmex gracilis, 2756 nucleotides long. RefSeq names its product protein transport protein Sec23A (gene Sec23). Gene Ontology annotation, molecular function: zinc ion binding; GTPase activator activity. NCBI's taxonomy places the organism in Eukaryota, Metazoa, Arthropoda, Insecta, Hymenoptera, Formicidae. Gene Ontology annotation, biological process: endoplasmic reticulum to Golgi vesicle-mediated transport; COPII-coated vesicle cargo loading; intracellular protein transport. The transcript has 11 exons. Gene Ontology annotation, cellular component: COPII vesicle coat; endoplasmic reticulum exit site. Bases 220 to 2544 code for a protein of 774 amino acids. The record is from RefSeq and is a predicted model, not a curated record.
GGGCGCAUGCGGCGUGUCUUUCAAUUGACGUGCAGUGACGUGGCUCGAGUGAGGCAUGUAACAGAGAGUUUUGUAAUUUUUUUUAACAUAAUUUUGUGUAAUUUUGUUUAGUUCGUAAUGUUAUAACGUAAAGUAACCGAUGAUAUAAUCGCAUCAACGUUGAUAAUACUUAUCCAGGCUGGUUAAUGGUUUCUUGUGUGAGAGCGAUCUCUUGGCAUUAUGACAACGUACGAGGAAUUUAUUCAACAAAAUGAAGAUCGCGACGGUGUGCGUUUUACCUGGAACGUUUGGCCUUCUUCGCGUAUCGAUGCUACCAGAUUGGUCGUACCCCUGGGUACUCUGUACCAACCGAUUAAGGAACGAGCAGAUUUACCACCAAUUCAAUAUAAUCCAGUUUUGUGUACGAGAUCCACUUGCAGAGCUAUUCUAAAUCCAUUAUGUCAGGUCGAUUAUCGUGCAAAACUCUGGGUUUGCAAUUUCUGCUUUCAAAGGAAUCCUUUUCCACCACAAUAUGCUGCAAUUUCAGAACAAUAUCAACCAGCAGAACUUAUCCCUAUGUUCUCAACAAUUGAAUAUACAAUAACGCGUGCUCAGUGUUUACCUCCGAUAUUUUUACUUGUUGUGGAUACAUGUUUGGAUGAUGAGGAAUUGGGAGCACUUAAAGAUUCCUUGCAAAUGUCAUUAUCUUUACUUCCACCUAAUGCUCUUAUUGGUCUUAUCACAUUUGGCAGAAUGGUUCAAGUUCAUGAAUUAGGAUGUGACGGUUGCAGUAAAAGUUAUGUGUUUCGUGGCACAAAAGAUUUGCAACCAAAACAAGUCCAAGAUAUGUUAGGUGUGGGAAGACCAAUACCAAGUCAAGCUCCAAAUCAGCCAAGAGCACCUGGUGCACAACCAUUGCCACCUGCUAAUCGCUUUCUGCAACCAGUUCACAAAUGUGAUAUGAGUUUGACUGAUCUUUUGGGAGAGUUGCAACGUGAUCCAUGGCCUGUUGGACCAGGAAAACGACCAUUACGAUCUACAGGUGUGGCAUUGGCAGUUGCCACAGGUCUUUUGGAAGCUAGUUACGCGAAUACUGGCGCUAGAAUUAUGCUAUUUGUUGGUGGACCGUGUUCUCAAGGACCCGGCCAAGUUGUAACUGAUGACUUAAAGCAGCCAAUUAGAUCCCAUCAUGAUAUUCAAAAGGACAACGCUAAACAUAUGAAAAAGGCAACCAAACAUUAUGACGCACUUGCGUCACGCGCUGCAACCAAUGGUCACAUAAUAGAUAUUUAUUCUUGUGCCCUUGAUCAAACUGGUUUGUUAGAAAUGCGGCAGUGUUGCAAUUCUACUGGCGGUCACAUGGUAAUGGGAGAUUCGUUCAAUUCUUCUUUAUUCAAACAAACCUUCCAGCGAGUGUUUGCCAAGGAUGCUAAGGGUGACUUAAAAAUGGCGUUCAACGCUACCUUAGAAGUAAAAACGUCGCGCGAGAUUAAAGUUUCUGGAGCAAUUGGACCGUGCGUAUCCUUAGGAGUGAAAGGAUCUAGCGUAGGAGAGCAAGAGGUCGGUUUAGGUGGAACUUGCCAGUGGAAGUUUUGUUCACUGACGCCAUCUACAACAACAGCGUUAUUCUUCGAAGUAGUAAAUCAACAUACAGCACCGAUCCCACAAGGUGGAAGAGGUUGCAUUCAAUUUAUUACUCAAUAUCAACAUAGCAGUGGGCAAAAAAGAAUCAGAGUUACCACAAUUGCGAGAAACUGGGCAGAUGCGUCAUCUUUGCAUCAUAUAAGUGCUGGAUUUGAUCAGGAAGCAGCGGCUGUUCUCAUGUCACGUUUAGCUGUAUUCAGGGCAGAAAAUGAUGAUGGUCCCGAUGUUUUGAGAUGGGUUGACCGUAUGCUUAUUAGACUUUGUCAGAAGUUCGGCGAGUAUGGAAAAGAUGAUCCGAAUAGUUUUAGAUUGGCAGAAAACUUCUCUUUAUAUCCGCAGUUUAUGUAUCACUUGCGUAGAUCACAAUUCUUACAAGUAUUUAAUAAUUCACCGGAUGAAACUAGUUUUUAUAGACACAUGCUUAUGCGCGAAGAUUUAACAAAUUCCCUGAUAAUGGUCCAACCAAUCUUAUACAGUUAUGGAUUUGACGGUCCUCCAGAGCCUGUAUUGUUAGAUACUUCGUCUAUUCACCCUGAAAAAAUUUUAUUAAUGGAUACAUUCUUCCAAAUUCUCAUAUAUCACGGAGAGAAAAUUGCGCAGUGGCGACAGUUGAAGUAUCAAGAUCGGCCAGAAUACGAAAACUUCCGACAGUUAUUAGCAGCACCUGUCGAUGAUGCAGCUGAAAUAUUAGCUGGUCGAUUCCCAGCACCUCGAUAUAUCGAUACGGAACACGACGGUUCUCAAGCUAGAUUUUUAUUAAAUAAAGUGAACCCAAGUCAAACUCAUAACAAUAUGUAUGCUUAUGGUGGGGGGAUGCCGAUAUCCAAUGGGGAAAAUGGUGCACCGGUUCUGACAGAUGAUGUGAGUUUACAAGUGUUUAUGGAACAUUUGAAGAAAUUAGCUGUAUCAUCUACAGCAUAAAUUAACAAAUAUGUUAUAUUUAUGUAAUAAUAGUAAUAAUAAUGAUAAUAAUAAUAAUAAUACGAACAGAACAACGUAAUAUCCACUUAUCACAUGAAAAAUGUAUGUGCUUCAGGAAAUUAAAAAAUCAAGAAACAUAUUAAUCUGUAGAAUAAGUGAAUAGAAUUUGAAUAUGUAAAUAUGAAUUAUGUUAAUAAAAAAUGGUAAAGGAU